GGGCUGCACCACGACCCCUCCCCUUUCGGCAGGAGCCAUAAAAGCAGCUCCGUCCAGAAGCUGCUGCAUUCGUCUCCAUCCAGAGCCAGCACGCACCUCCAGCAUGACCAGCUUCCAGCGCUCCGUGGCUUUCUCCAGCGGCAGUCGCCUCGGCUCCAUGAGGGCACCUAGUGUCUAUGGCGGCGCCGGGGGCAAGGGCGUUCAGAUCUCUGGUGUCAGCGGCUCCAGGGGCUUCUCCUCCUCCUUUUCUGCUGGAGGUGCCGCAAAGGGCUUUGAUCUGUCCGACGCCAUCGACAUCACCGACAACAAGAAGAUGGCCAUGCAGAACCUGAACGACCGCCUGGCCUCCUACCUGGAGAAGGUCCGCAAGCUGGAGGCCGCCAACGCUGACCUGGAGCUCAAGAUCAGACAGUUCCUGGAGAGCAAGACCAAACCCCAGAGCCACGACUGCACCGCCUUCAUGGUCGUGAUCGGAGAACUGCAAGCCCAGAUCUUGAGUGCUACGUGCUCAAACGGAGGUUUGUACCUGGCAAUCGACAACGCCAAGCUGGCCGCCGACGACUUCAGAGUAAAGUACGAGAAUGAGCUUGCCAUGCGCCAGAGUGUGGAGGGUGACAUCGCAGGGCUGAGGAGGGUCCUGGACGAACUGACGCUGAGCAGAUCGGACCUGGAGAUGCAGGUGGAGUCGCUGAGGGACGACCUCAUCCAGCUCAAGAGGAACCAUGAGGAGGACCUCCUGGCUCUGCGCGCUAACAUGAGUGGACAGGUGAAUGUGGAGGUGGACGCCAAGCCUCAGCAGGACCUGUCUGCCGUCAUGGCCGAAAUCAGAGAACACUACGAAACCGUCGCCGCCAAGAACCGCAGAGACCUGGAAGUCUGGUUCCAGGCCAAGUCGGAGGAGCUCAAUAAGGAAGUCGCCGUGAGCACCGAGACUCUGCAGACGUCUCGCUCCGAGAUCACAGAGGUCAAACGCACACUGCAGAGUCUGGAGAUCGAGCUCCAAUCACAGCUCAGCAUGAAAGCCUCCCUGGAAGCCACCCUGGCGGAGACGCAGAGCCGCUAUGCCUCCAUGCUGGCAGGUUUCCAGAGGCAGGUGACAGCCCUGGAGGAGCAGCUGGCUCAGCUGAGGGCCGACCUGGAGCGACAGCAGCAGGAGUACCAGAUUCUGCUGGACAUGAAGACCCGGCUGGAGCUGGAGAUCGCAGAGUACCGGCGACUGCUGGAUGGAGAGCUGACCAGCUCCUCCUCCUCCUCCACCACCACCACCCGCAAAGUUGUCAUCGUCACCAAGGAGGUGGUCGAGGAUGAAGUGGUCACCGAGAGCUGAGCAGCCGGCGUGAACACGUCGUGGACCGUUCACAGAAACCAAAUAAAAAGCUUCUGAUGAACUGA
Messenger RNA from Salarias fasciatus (jewelled blenny), 1392 nucleotides. Its product is annotated as keratin, type I cytoskeletal 13-like. The record is from RefSeq and is a predicted model, not a curated record. Bases 104 to 1327 code for a protein of 407 amino acids. Lineage: Eukaryota; Metazoa; Chordata; Actinopteri; Blenniiformes; Blenniidae. Gene Ontology annotation, molecular function: structural molecule activity. The transcript is spliced from 7 exons. Gene Ontology annotation, cellular component: cytoskeleton.